GUUGUUGUAAGUAUUGGUAUUGGUAUUGCGGUUGUGGUUGUUUGUUAUUUAUUGUUAUAUAUACUAUAUUAUAUAUUUUUACAUACAAACAAACAAACACACCAAAAAAAAAUUUAAUUUUUUAUUAUUAUUUUGUAAUAUUGAUAUUAUUAACAACAAUAGAAUAAAAUAAAAUAAAAAAAAGGUGCUUAGUUGUAAUGGCAUCUAAUUCAUUGGUAACUGCCAUUGGAAAUGUUCCUUCCCUGACAAAGACUCUUGUCAGUCUAUUGCUCAUCAUCUCCAGUACAGCCACCUAUUACAUCCACAUCAAUAAGGAUCCCACUCAGGAACUAGCAAACCAAACUGAUGUCUGUCCAAUCCUAGGUCUUGUACCUGGACUAGCAUUGUAUCGACCAUGGACAUUCCUCACUGCUGCAUUCUAUGAAAGCAACAUCUUUUCUUUGAGUGCUAGUGUGGUUGUCUUGUUGUUGUGUGGAAAAUAUCUUGAGAGAGCCUGGGGUAGCAGAGAGCUUUUGAAAUACAUUGUUAUUACCGCAAUCCUAUCCAAUGUCGUGACCUGGUUUGGACUGGUCGUGACAUUUUAUAUCUCGGCUGAUGACAAGCUUUUGUACACGACCCAAAUAUGUGGCAUGAGUGGCGUGUUUUCUGCAUUUUUGGUUGCAUUUAAACAUCUUAUACCUGAACACAGAAUAUCCAUAGCUGGUCUUGUUUCUAUCCGCGUAAAGAAUUUGCUGGGUGUUGCUACGGUGGCAAGUAUUGUUUGUCUUGUUGCAUUCCAGGCCAUUGUAUUCUAUAAUUUGGUUAAUAUUGGAUGGGUUAUUGGCUGGAUUUAUAUCCGAUUCUUUAAAUACCAAGAUGGAAUCCGUGGUGAUCACAGUGAGACCUUUGCUCUAGUCACAUUUUUCCCAGAAUUUAUCCAUCCUAUUAUUCGUAUAGUGGGAAUCCCAGUCUAUGGUCUAUUUGUUCGGCUGGGUGUGUGCCCUGUUCACACAACACAGUCCUAUGAUCUAGAAGGGCAGUCUGGUACACGACCUGCUGCCAACGGAACUGCCGAGGCUGAGCGACGCAGAGCUCUUGCUUUAAAAGCUUUGGAUAUCCGCCUUUCUUCAAAGACACCCGCCACGCAGGAUGUACUGUUUGAUGCAAAGGACACUGUAGCUCUUCCAACAACCACUACAUCUACAUUAACACCAGGACUAUCAACCGAAGAAUUCACACCAGAAACAAAGAGAGAUUAAAAUAAUACAUCUUUUUUAUAUUUUUUUGUUUUUUGCUUCCGUUGUGUUCCAAGUUUGUGACCCAAGUAUAAAAACUGAAGAUCAUGUUCUCGAUUGUAUAUUGACAAAAAAAAAAUGAUUCUUUUAUUUUGUUCCACCCACAAACUGGAUUAUCAAUCGUGACACAAUCAUUCAAUAUAAUAUAAUAUAAUAUAAUAUAAUAUAAAUAAAUUUUAAAAUAAAAAAAGACUCUAUUUAUUUAUUUACUU
This is a messenger RNA of Phycomyces blakesleeanus NRRL 1555(-), 1486 nucleotides long. RefSeq lists its product as hypothetical. NCBI's taxonomy places the organism in Eukaryota, Fungi, Mucoromycota, Mucoromycetes, Mucorales, Phycomycetaceae. The coding region runs from base 198 to 1238 and encodes 346 amino acids. Gene Ontology annotation, cellular component: Golgi apparatus; membrane. The transcript has 7 exons. The record is from RefSeq and is a predicted model, not a curated record. Gene Ontology annotation, biological process: retrograde vesicle-mediated transport, Golgi to endoplasmic reticulum.